CCUGUCGCGGGCGGGGCUACGAUGAACCGGCUGUUCAUCGUGUCUCAGCACCCGGCUUUGGUCCGCGCCGCGCAGCAGACUUGCACAAACGUUUCAAAUAACCUUGCUUCCGUUUCGACCUUUAGUUCUCUUCUUUCCGGCAACUGGUUUAGUACCGCGACAGCGGCGCCCCAACCUGCUACCUCUGGCGACGACGCACAGCGACAACCUAGCGUAGCAAACUCAGCCUCUAACGCAGGCCAGCUCCUAACCAACCGGCUGGCGGCAGCGUCCGCGCAUACCGCUGCGGACGUUGCCGCCACGCCGGCAACCUCAUCCUCAUCAUCGCUACCAACGCCACCAUCCCCGGGCUCCCUUGCUGCUCAACCCCAACCGCUUGACCACGAUGGCGGCUCGGGCGCAUCAGCAGCAGCAGCACCCCUGCCGGAGCUCCAACAGCCCCAACCGCAGCCCGGUUCUGAGCCGCAGCUGCCUGGCUCGCUGGCGCAGCAGUCGGCCCCGCCGCAGCUGCUGCAGGUGGUUCCCACCCCCGAGGGCGCCCCUCGCGACAAGCUAAUGAUGCGGGACUUCAUCCAGAACUCGCUCUACCACCCGACGCUUGGCUACUUCAACGCUCCCACCCCGCCGGUGGGCAGUGUGGGCGGCCCCAUCAACUACUGGAAGAUCUACUGCCGCGACGAGUUCAACAUACUGGUCAAGAAGAAGUACCAGGAGCUGGAGACCUCCUUCCUGACCCCCGCCGAGCUGUUCAGCCCCUGGUACGGCGCCUGCAUCGCCCGACACAUGGUGGAGCACCGCAGGCACCACCUGGGUAUGGAGGGGCAGCCGCUGGUGGUGGUGGAGGUGGGCGGAGGGAACGGCACGCUGGCGAGGGACAUUCUGGACUGGCUACGCGACAACCGGCCGCAGGACUACCGCCAGACCUCGUACACCUGCCUGGAGAUCUCCACCAGCCUGGCAGCCCGGCAGUACGACAAGGUUGUACGGCAGGGGGGGCACGGCGGGCACUUCCACCUGCGGCGGGGCAGCGGGCUGGACCCGGCCACCUGGGGGGGUGAGGUGCGUUGGGAGCACACGUUCGUGCUGAUGAUGGAGGUGCUGGACAACCUGCCGCACGACAGGGUGUUUCGCAGGCGACCCAGCGACCCCUGGCAGCAAACCGUGGUGCGCCCCCUCCCCGCCUCCUCCUCCUCCUCCUCGCCCUCCUCCUCGCCCUCCUCUUCGCUGGAGUCGGGUCCCUGGGAGGAGGUGGGAGAGCCGCUGACCGACCCGCUGCUGGCGCGCACGCUGGCCGCCGUGUACCGCCCGCCUACCCGGGAGCAGCAGCUGGACGAGCGGUUCAACCGGGUGCUGGACUUCAUUCUGGCUAGGGAGGCCCAGCCCACCAGUCGCGACGAGGUGCUGUGGGUGCCCACCGCCGCCGCCUCCUUCCUGGAGCUGCUGCACACCCUGCGCCCCAACCACUCGCUCAUUGCCGCGGACUUUGACAAGUUGCCGGACGUGCAGCUGCCGGGCAGGAACGCACCGCUGGUGGCGGAGAAGAUCGGCGGUCGCAACAUCGACCACCCCAGCGUGCUCGUCCCCUGGGGCAGGGCCGACAUCUUCUUCCCAACCGACUUUGAUGCGAUGUGCAAGCUGUACCGGGCCGCGGCGGAGUACGUGUGGGGGCCGGGGGGGAUAGCCAACACCACCACCGCCUCCACCUCCACCGCCUCCUCUGUGUCUUCUACCGCUCCUGCUGCCUCUUCCACCACCACCACCAGCAGCAGCGGCACCAACAGCACUACCAGUAUUGAGGGCACCCCGGCAGCGGCGGGUGCGGAGGCAGCGGCAGCCGCAGCGGCAGCAGCAGCCCGAGCAGAUGCCGAGGCAGCCGCUGCUGCCGCCGCUGCUCUGGGCGAUGUGAAUGCGGAGCACUUCCGUCAGGGGGCGGUGGUGAAGCGGUACCGGGAGAUGUUCAACACCGCCACCAUCUGCGCGUUCAACCCCAUGGUGGAUGACUUUGUGAACGCCAGGUUCUUCUUCGGCGACUCCAAGAACCGCCUGCCACCCGGACAGCGAGCGGCACUGCUGCAACAGCAGCAGCAACAGCAGCAGGCCAAGUCCCGGCUGCCCAGCGCGCCCGCCUCCCUGGCCUCAGGCAUCAAGGCACACAUCCCCGCCGCCCCGGCAGCCAAGGUGCGGGCCCGGCUGCAGCAGCAGCAGGUGCAGCAGCAGCAGCAGGAGCCGGUGCUCGGGGGCAGGAGGCAGAGAGGAGGAGGAGGAGGAGGAGGAGGAAGGGGUGGAGGGGGGCGGUAGGGCGGAUUUGUUAGUGCGGGAGGGUGAUGGGUAUGAGCAGGAGGGCGUGCGCAGCAGCGGGGGCGGUAGCAGUAGGAGGCUGAGGAGAUGUGUGGCGGGAUGGAGGAGGGGCGGUGAGCGGUUGGCGUGGAAACAGCUGAGUAGCAGCUGAGUAGCACGGCACUCGUGUGGAAGCUGGGUAGGUUGCUUCACGGCUGCUGCGGAGGCACUGGCGCCUUGGUUGCGGUGGUGGUGGUGGUGGUGCUUAGGGCGGUGGGGCGUGCGGGUUGUCCUAAGAGGGCUACGCUUUGACCGCUGCUUCGGUGCAUCUGGCUGGCUGGCGGCAGGGGCAGUGCAGAGGCCCUGAGCAGCAGCGGCAGCAUGCAGACAGACAGACAGAGAGACACGGCGGUGAUGGUGAUGUACUCGGACCGCGCGGCAUUACCCAGUUCUUGUCGUACGACAACCUUGGCAGGCUGUGAGGGGAGACAGACGGAGACCAUGGGUCCAGGGAGGCGUGGAAGAGAGGCUUCGGUCGAAACAAAGGUCACAUGUUGCAUGCACGGAAAGCCGCCUCUCCCUUUCCGCUCCGCUCAGGCAGCGCUUGCGAGGUCGUGUGUCAGCCCCUCAUCCGUAUCACGUCGUCUAGAGUUAGCCCCGAAACGAUUGAUACUUCUUGUUAGAGCUGUUUGGGCGCAGCGACUGAAUCGGGUUUUUCGCCCGCUUUCGAGUUAAGGGCAUGCAUGCGCGACGUUCCCCAAAGCGCUGCAUCUCUUUGGAAAACUGGAGAACGCGAAAGCCAGACGUCGCUUUUGGGGCUGCAUAUAACGCUCCUUAUGCAUUCAAAGCAGGAUUGGGAUUAGGUCGAUACAAGGCUG
Astrephomene gubernaculifera is the source of this 3155-nucleotide messenger RNA. The record is from the annotation of a GenBank genome assembly. NCBI's taxonomy places the organism in Eukaryota, Viridiplantae, Chlorophyta, Chlorophyceae, Chlamydomonadales, Astrephomenaceae.